AUGAAAGGUCUCAAUGCUCGCCCAGGUACUUGGAACACGAAUAUGGACAAGACCAACGAGCAGUUGAGGCCAUGCCUCUACGCCGACACCUGGCUCAAAGAAGUGGAGCAUCACUUCGGCGCGCUGGUCUCCUGGGUCUCCUCUGCAGCUGCGAAGGUCUCCGAGGAGUUCAGGUGGGCCUUCCUGGAGCAGCCUUGGGUCGGCGGUGCCGGCCUCGCGUACGCUGCGCUGCUCGCCGCCGCGGCCUACGCAUUGUACGUGCACGAGAACGUCACAGAUCGAGGCUACCGUGUACUCGGUCUAGUGGAGGAGGAAAGUCGGGAAAGGCUGCAAGCGCAGCUUCGCAUCGCCACUUCCCUAGCGCUUUCCGUCGCUGACAUCGUGUCGGACAUCUACGUCGCCACGGCAUACUUCAGAAGUGGCCUGAUAGCUUUCGGAAGCGUGCUGAUAGCCAUUACCCUGGGUUCGGGGGUCGUGGGGUUCGUGUUGCACCGGGCGAGUUGGGAGCGGGCGGACGACAACAAAAAUCUGGCAUUCUGGGCCCAGGGUCUGAACGAGAAGGGGGAGCGGCAGCCCGGGGUUAAGGAUUUGCUUUUGUACAUGCUGCAGAUAAAGCCGCUUCUGAUCGCGUACGAGUCCUUGCAGUUGGGGUCCGAAACCGUAGUUUUGGUAAGGGAGAAGGUUCUGGCGCAGUUGAGCGAGAGCUUUCCGAGCUCCCUCCUACAGGCAUAUGCGCUCGCAGUUGCAGGUGCGCCGCAGGAAGGCAGCGUGUUCUUCCUUCUCCUGUCGCUAGGCCUGUCCUUAGGAUCCAUGGCCGAUGCCGCGAACAAGGGCUACCGGCGGCUUUGCGCACCGACCAUCGAGCCUUGGAUGAACUUUCCUGUCGAGGCGAGGAGCCUGGCGUUUUGCCAGAGGCUGGCUUGCUGGCCUGGCGCUGCGCGGACGUCGGCGGACGCAUCUGUGGUUGGGCCCUCCUGGGCAUGGCCCUUCGUCCAGUGGACGCCUCCAGGCGUGGCCUCCAGCAGCCCUGGUUGCCAGCUUGGAUUCUGGUGGAGAUCGCGGUGUCGGCGGCGAUCCACAAGCUGGUCCUCAAAAAGGCCUGGGAAGAUCUCAGGCGACCCCAGGACAUGCUGGAGCUGCUGCUCAGCGCCGUCACGAUCCCCUGGGGUUGCUUCCAGCAGGCAUUGCUGCGAAGCCAGCUGCGGCUGCAACGCAUGCUGCCCGCUGGCGGCCCGCCCAGCCCUGGCUUCUCUGGCCGCUGCAGCUGUGGCCUUCAGUUUGGCCACGUUGCUGACCGCAGCCGUUUCGGAAAUACUGCUACGCUGUAACGUGACAUUAUUCCCAGUGGCUCAAGGCCUCCGCAGCGGCCCACUGCACCUAGCGGUGCGGCUGGGCAGCGUGGCCAACGUGCAGCGCAUCAUGUCGGCUCAAACAUGCACGCAGGAUGACGGCUGGCUGCCCGUGCACGAGGCCGCCUGGUGUGGUGAGCGGGAAGUGGUCAGAGCGUUGUAUAGCAGCAAUGAAGCCAUGGACGCCGCGGACGAGCAGGGGCGCCGCCCACUCCACCUAGCUGCGGCAUCGGGCAGCGUCGACGUGCUUCGGUUCCUCGCCGAAACUCAGGUCGUGGCCGACUCUGCGGACGACAAGGGUAUCACGGCAGCCCACAUGGCUGCAGAGAUGGGCCACGUGGAUGCUCUGGAAGUACUGCGCCAGGCGCACGGCGUGGACCUCCAGGCCCGCGACGCGCUUUGGGAAACGGCAGCACACAAAGCUGCCCGAGGUGGCCAUGCAGAGGCCUUGCGGAUGCUGUCACAGGCCAAGGCCGACCUGGGGGCCAAGGGCCGGAAUGGCUGGACGCCGGCGCACUACGCCGCAACAUUCGGCCGCGUGGCAGCUCUGGAGGCCCUCCGCGAGGCCAAGGUGGAGCUGGGUGCCAAAAACGAUAGUGGCGCCACGCCGGCAUUCCUCGCAGCCGGCAACGGCCGCGCGGCGGCGCUGCGGCUCCUGCACGAGGCAGGGGCCGACCUGGACGCAGCCCGCGACAACGGCAACUCGCCCGCUUUGAUGGCCGCCCAGAACGGCGACCCGGAGGCUCUGCAGGUCCUGCGCGAGGCUGGCGCCGACCUCGCCGCAGCGGACAAGGACGGCACAACGCCGGCACAAAUGGCUGCUGCGGCCGGGCACCUGGAGGCGCUGCGGCUGCUCUGGGAG
This is a messenger RNA of Symbiodinium sp. CCMP2456, 2211 nucleotides long. The record is from the annotation of a GenBank genome assembly. Lineage: Eukaryota; Dinophyceae; Suessiales; Symbiodiniaceae.